AGUCAUUUGAAUUUUUGCAGAUUUCACUUUGUGUAUAUAGAAACGGCAAUCAUUCCAAACGGUAUAGCAAGAACGUGUGCGUAAGCAAUGGAGGAACACCUGUUGAUGUGCUAUGGUGACACUGCGAGUCUGGCCAGUGCACUUUCGAAAAGAGACAUCAAUGCAUUCCGACGCAUACUUCAAUCGCCAUCGGACGUGGAAAAAUAUGAUACUGAAUCACAAAUGUCGAUCUUUGAAAUGGCCUGUCAAACUCCCGGUUGCGCCGAAUUCAUUCUCGAAUGCAUUCAAGUCGGCUGCGAUGUUAAUAAGCUCAAUCCGGAGCAUCAAAAACGGCCGAUAAACUUUUGCGUUGAAUCGCACAACUACGAUAACCUCGCCGCUUUAUUGAGCGAUCCCGGUGUAAAUGUCGAUGCAAAAUACUCUACUUUAACUCCGAUUAACUAUCUCGCCGAACAAAUUUCCGAUGCAAAUUUCAGUACUGUAUACCGUUGCAUGAAAUUAUUACUGAAGCAUUUUGCUGAUUUAAAUAUUGGUAACAGGCGUGAGAUGACACCAAUUCUCACCAUUUUAAAGAAUAAACACUUGAGUGCACCGAAUAAAGAGCUGAUCGUGACGUAUUUGCUUGAAAAUGGUGAUGUUGACAUCGACACACCACGCAAAGGCGAAGCACGAGCUACGCUUACAAAAUUGAUGCCAGACUUGGACUUACCACCGAUUCGUGAUCAAAGUAUUGCGCAAAGUUUUGAUUUCAAUCGACUGAUGGUGAGCCUUCUCAAUGAAAAUGAAACAGAAUUUUUGCAAGGACUUAAUUACAUCGCCGAAUAUAAACCAGAUCAGCUACCCGAACUAUUUCAUGCAAUUGAUAACAACGAAACGCUCAUGAUAUUGGCUUGCAAAAAAGGUUUGACAUCGGCAGUGGAGCGAAUGUUACGUCUGGGCGCCGAUGUUAAUCUACCGGUAGACACUCCAUAUGAUCCAUUAAAUCCAAUUAAAUCCGCUUGCCACUUUGGCCACUGGAAGGUCUUGGAGGUGUUGACGAAAUCACCAAAAUUAAAUUUAAACCAAUCGGGUGCCUUGCUGUCCAUCGUUGUACAGAACAUCGGCGAACGUGUAACACAAAAAUGCAACUAUACAAAGUGUUUUGAAAUACUAUUAAAUCACCCGAAUAUCGAUAUCAAUCAAACUGACAUCAACGAUUGUUCUGCACUUCAUUAUGCCGUUAAAUACAAUAAUGCAGAUGCUAUUUUGGAAUUAUUGCGACGUGGCGCCUACAUUGGUGUGAAAAAUAAAUUCAAUCGCUUUACUAUUUCAAGCAUCAACCCAAAAGUGCUUGAAAAACACUUUGACAAUUGCAUCACCACCAAUCAAGCACGACCGGGAGACGACAAUUUUGCCAUUCAAUUUGAUUACACCAAUCUGGUUCCGAUUGAAACGCGCGAAACUUUACGCGAAACAUCAACCGAUGAAUGUAAAAAAGUGAUGGACGUGUGCCCAGACGAAAUGGAACCCAUCGAAUAUAUCGCUGAUUCAACAGAGCUUCGUCACCUAAUCAGACACCCGUUGAUAUGUUCGUUCUUGUAUUUGAAAUGGAAUCGUUUGGCAUUCUUUUUCUAUGUGAAUUUUUUGCUGUGUUCAUUGUUCGCCAUAAGCACAGUUUCGUAUAUUUUGGUGUGUUAUAACGAAGAACCCAGUUCGUAUGAAUUAAAACAUUUGAUGCGGAGCGUGACCAUCGUGCUGACUGUUUAUAUUACGCUACGAGAAAUAUCACAGUUUAUAUUUGCACCGCGUAGUUAUUUAAAAGGAUUAGAAAACUAUCUCGAAUGUACUUUAAUUGUGCUGGUGGUGUUGAUUUUGUUUGAUCUUUGCGUUGAAGAAUGGCGUCGAACAGUUGCCGCAUCAUCGAUUCUAUUGAUAGCCAUCGAAAUAUUCUUACUGGCCGGUUCGCUACCAUUUUGGUCGUUUAGCACACACUACGUCAUGUUAAAGACGGUUACAUGCAGCUUCUUAAAGGGUUUAUCGUUGUAUGCCAUCAUGUUAGUUGCAUUUUCAUUGUCAUUCUUCACAUUAUUGC
Contarinia nasturtii (swede midge) is the source of this 2071-nucleotide messenger RNA. RefSeq names its product transient receptor potential cation channel protein painless-like. Gene Ontology annotation, molecular function: protein binding. The transcript has 4 exons. The record is from RefSeq and is a predicted model, not a curated record. The annotation marks the transcript as partial. Lineage: Eukaryota; Metazoa; Arthropoda; Insecta; Diptera; Cecidomyiidae.